UACAAACUGUUGCUUCGUGCGUUUGGAAGUAGAUAGGAGAUAUUUGUUCUCAGUUUAGUUCGGACGGCCUUGCGUCUUGUGUUGUUUAUUUGUUGCUUGCUUGCUUGCGUUUCGCUCUGAGCACUCAGUGUCCUUUCUAUCAUCUAAAGGCUGCUUCUCGGUUAUAGGGUAUAACUCAAGAAACCGAAAAGAUACCCUUAAAACGGAAAAGAUACACAAAGAACGAAAAAAAGAUACUUUUAUCGCUCAUACACCUUAUGCGUAUCUUUCGCUCGUUUCACCUGGCGAAAAUUGAAGUGAACCGACCGGUCUUUUGGCAAUUCGUUUAAGUGAUACAAAAAGUCCACGAAGCGUGGAAGGGUUAUACGAAAUUGACCGCGAAUUAGUCAUACUAAUUGCGUUGCCCACGAAGGGGAGAAAUUCUCCAAUAGAGUAUCUAUUAUCUGGCAAAGAGAUUAAGCCCCAAAGCGUAGGUGGUGUUUAUGUUAUUGUGCUCCCGUUGAGUAGCAGUGUCUCCGCGAAAUUUCAAAAUUGUCUAUAUUUUUAGUCAGUCCGGGAGUGACGCGCUCCAUAAUUGUAACGGUCACUACGCGUAAUGGAUGCGAAAUGAGUGAAUCUGUUCCCCGGUAAUCAGACCCAAGUGAUCAAAUGUAAAUUUUUUAUGCAAUUCAAUCGAGUUGUUUGACCUUAGACGCGUCUAUGCUGAGCUAUAAUUUCCGAGAUUACGAAAAAGUUGGAAUCAACGUACCAUUGUUACUGAAUCAGAUUUUAACAUACAAAAAUCCAGUUCUUCCCAAUCACUUACGUAUUUUGUUGUAAAUAAAAUCGUUAAAUCCGAAUCUAUCGUUCGACCUGUGAGGAGUUUAUAAGCAGUUGCGAAACAUUCAAUGAGAUACACGCCAACGGCAGCAGCAUCAUCUUCAAAAAUGGAAACCGGAUUACUACAACCAGCUUGGCGCAGAAGCCACCUUUCCAGUCGUCUUCUCGCAGCAAUCUUGGCGCUCGUUGUCUUACAAGGAACCUUAACAUAUGCCCAAAUAGAUGUUGAUCCAAAGCAAGUCACCUUAACUGAAGGCGAAAAAACAUCCUUGCUAUGCCGCUCCGGAAAUAAAAUCAACUAUUGUCGAUUCAUAGUACCUGGAGCAUCGCAAGUUCUAGUUUUGUCAGAAACGUGGCCAUCAAAAACCCCAGGAUAUUCGUAUUUUGGACAAGGAUUGGCGGCGGGGCAAUGUGGUGUAACAAUUGAUCGAGUUAUCCCUCAAAAUCAUGGACAGGCCAAAUGCUUUUUGGGUAUUGAAGGUGAUGAAAUUGAAGGACAGAUCGAACUUACGGUUGCAUUGCCACCACAUCGUCCUGAACUGGAAGUAAUAUCAAAACCACCAAGAAAUUUCUUCGAAGCCGAUGAAACGCUCCAAGCUCGUUGUAUAUCACGUGAUGGACGUCCAGCAGCUAACAUCUCAUGGUUCCUCAACGAUGAACCGAUUCUUGAAGGACUCGGUGUUCCUGAAACUGCUGAAACAACAGCUGCAGAUGGUACAAGUAAACUCUUCACAAGCGUUCAGGAAAUUAAGAGAAGACUGCAACCAAGCGAUGAUGGGAAAUUCCUAGUAUGCCGUACAUCUCAUAUUGCCGACCGAGGACAGGAAAAUAUGGUUAAGCAACAGUUACUUGUCAAAUACCUUCCUCUUCCCCAACAAGAAAUAACCGUCUACGGAGUAACACUAACCCGAACAGCCCUUAUCAAUGUCACAAUUCAAGCGAAUCCCCGACCACGCGUUGAAUGGACCGUAAGCGGCGUAGUCAUACCACAAGGAACCCAAAACGGUCGAUACGAAGCAUAUGAACCAGCUGAACUUGGAAAUGGCGAAUACAACGUUGUUCUGAGUAUCGAUUCCUUGACUCUCGAAGAUACAACUAAGGACUAUAUGCUGAGAGCAUCAAAUGAACUUGGCCAACAGGAGUACAUCGUACGAAUCAGCUCAUCGAAUACACCUGCUUCCAGUGGCUUGGAUAUCGGUGCCAUUAUUGGAAUAGUUGUAGCCGUUGCUGUUCUUCUCAUUAUUGUUGUCCUUAUUGUUUUCGCUCGAGCGACAGGACGAUGGUGUUUCGGAGGAGCUUCCCUGAAUACUGACAUCGGACCUGACUCAGAGGCUCAAAUCAAUCCUCAUCUCAAUGACGAAUUCGAUGGAAAGGAAGUAUACGAUCCUGAACAACAUAUUGAUACAACACAACAAUCAGGCGAUGAAACACCACCGGUUAAGGACAAGCUGGAACAACCAAUCAAAACGGAAUUGAAGAAAGCCGCUGCCAAUGGUCAUCAUAAUGGAAAAGACUUAAAAACUAAUACUCCAGUAUAAAAAUAUCAAUUAAAUACCAGGACAUGUUUGUCCUAUAAAUUUUAAAAUUAUUUAAAUCAUAAAUUUAUAUAAAUAAAAUAUUAAAUGAUUUUUAAGAUUUAUUGAUGCGAAUAUGAAAUCUCAAAAGUGUAUUUUAAUUGGAAAAAAACUAAUAAUUGAUUGCAUAGGAGUGUUUAGUUUCAAUAUUUAAAAUUUGACGUUGAUUGGAUUUCAUCGAAAGUUUUCAAGAAGAAAGUUUCAUUUUAAUAAUUAUUUCUGAAUUCUUGAUUUAUAUACCACCAGAAAAAUAUAAUGUCAAACGGCUGAUGAAACCAUUUUAUAAUUAUAUAUUUUACGUGAGCUCAAGAAUUAAAACUGCUUACUUGAAACUUUCGGUGAUAUCCAUCCGAAAUUAACUCUAGGAUAUAGUAAGAACCUUAAAAUCAGGGCUUUUUACAAUUGCUUUCAAAUCCUUCACUUAACUGUGAAGAAACCAAAAACAAUACACAAAGCGUUUAAAACCAUGUCUAGGAAUCAAUUAUACCAUAUUCCCAAAAGUACUAUAAAAUGGAUCAACUUCAGCAGUGGAAAGUUGAACAUCAUCAAUUCCGGAGUUUGAAAAGAACGUUCUCAUUCAAUUUUAGAAAAUUCCAGUCACAAACUGAUCUAAAUCCAACUUCAAACCUAGAAUUACCCAGUGUGCUCAUAAAUAUACAUAUGAUUCCAAAUAUCGUGGUCUGCCAUCAUAAUCCAUGCAUUUACAACAUUCCAAUACGAAUGAGCCGUCCCGUUUUGCUUUUAUUGUUUUUUUUUAAGGUUUCCCGUCAAAACAAAACCUUAUUUUUAAUUAAUUGAAAUCAAAACAAUCAAUAAGAAUUCAAUUAAGCUUAAAACCAACCAUGUCGAUUUGAUUGACAAUUUUUAUUUUAUUAAUUUUAUAUUUUUUUCUGGCAGGAAAAUCUAAAAUUUUAACUCGAAUACAAAAAGAAGAUUAUCUCACAAAUUGAAACAUUUCUCGAAUAUAUAAAACUCAAAAUAUGAAUUAUGAAAUUAUAAUUAAAACAUAAAAAAAAUUGACUUGAAACUGCCUUUAACACUAAGAUUUUUUUAUAAUACAUUGUAAAAAUAUACAUAAAUAUAAAUGGUAAAAUAAGAAUCUCUCAAAGAUCUUACAAAAAUUACGAUUUUAAUUAUUAAGUGUUUAUAAAUAAAUAUAAAUAAAUCUUAUAUCACUUAUAUAAAUUUCCUCCAAUUUCAAAGAUUUUAUUUUUAUAAGAAUAAGUACAAAUUGUUCGUUAUUUGUUCAUUCAUUGACUUGUUCGAUCCUUGAAUGCCUGUACAAUUUCAUUCCCUUGCUUUCCACCAUAAUUAUAUUUCCUUCCUAUCAUAUAUGUUAAUUUGAGAUUUGUUUAAUAACAGAAGGAAGUUUUGAAAUAUCUAACAAUGGUUUAAAUCAUAAAAGUUGCUAUUACUAAUUGACAGGCGUAACUUUAUAACAAACAGAAUCAUUUCAAAGAUUUAGAAACCAUCCUUCAUGAAGACAACUCUGAAGUAAAACAUCCUAACAUAAAUUAUCACUACUUACCAUAAAAUAUCCUGGAAUCGAAUCUCAAUUUUACUAUUCCCUUCCACACUUUUACCUGAAGACAAUCCUCAAAAUAAAUAAGAGAAAUACUUUACCACCUUACAGAAGAAGGUGUGAACAAAAGUACAAACUGACCGUGAAUAGAGAAAACAAGGACGAAGAACAAUUUGUCCUUGUACGGAUUAAUGGUGUAGUGAUUAUCUUAUAUUUUCAUUUAUUAUCAUUUUGGAUUUAUACAUGCUUUUUAUUAAUAUCACUUUUAUUUUUUUAUUCACUUAUUAAAACUUUGAAUUAUUGAAAUAUCUUUUCAAUUUCACUGUUUCACGAUUUAUGCCUUCUAUUUUAUAUCUAUAAAUUCAAUAUUGAAACAAUAUUCCUGUAAUUCAGUUCAGAAUAUAUAUUAUCCUUUAAUAAAUAAAAUGAUAUUUCAACAUUUCAAUAAUUCGAUAAUUUGUUCAAACACAGAAUCUUGAAAAAAUAAUUUCUCGAAUAUUUUACAAACAAAAUCUAUUUCAUAACUAAUUUAUACAAAUAAUCUUUUACAUAAAUUCUGCACUUCUGUAUCUUUAAUAUCUUAUCACCGCAUUAAAAACUAUGUCAACUACACCAUUGCAGCAUUUUGUUGCAUUCACGUUACAAAGUCUUGUAUGAAUGUUCACACCUUCCCUUCGACCCUACUGUAGUUAGUUACAAAAAAAAAUAAAAUAAAUUCAUUGAAAUAUAUACAUACAUAAAAUAUAUAUAUACAUAGAUACAUUUAUUACAAAUUUAAGAAAACAUUACUGUAUACUGGAUGAUAUUUUUUUGAAUUGUAUACACCGUGUAAUAUUAUUGAUAAUUGUACUUAAGAUCGUCAUAUGAAUAACAAUAAAUAUUAUUUAGAAAUUGUUUUUUCUCCUUCCAAAUAAUGAAUAUAUUAUAAUAUUAUUCAUUUUAUGCAAAUAAAUGUUUUUUAUC
Molecule: messenger RNA, 4878 nt
Organism: Hermetia illucens (black soldier fly)
Lineage: Eukaryota; Metazoa; Arthropoda; Insecta; Diptera; Stratiomyidae
Gene: Fas3
Product: fasciclin-3
Exons: 5
Coding region: 888-2357 (489 amino acids)
Biological process (GO): homophilic cell-cell adhesion; heterophilic cell-cell adhesion
Cellular component (GO): adherens junction
Source: RefSeq, a predicted model, not a curated record